Molecule: messenger RNA, 1065 nt
Organism: Rhopalosiphum maidis (corn leaf aphid)
Lineage: Eukaryota; Metazoa; Arthropoda; Insecta; Hemiptera; Aphididae
Exons: 8
Coding region: 1-1065 (354 amino acids)
Source: RefSeq, a predicted model, not a curated record
AUGUAUAACAAGUUUUGUGCUAUACACAUUUUUAAGAUUUAUGCUACAUUAAUCGCGUUUACAGUAUGUCGUGCAAAUUAUUUAACCAAAAAUAUUUAUUUACAAGAUUAUGGAAAUUAUCCUGUAAACUGGUUUGAUGAAGUUUUUAUACUUUAUGUAACCUUAAUAAAUGAUGGUGAUAUUCCAGUUGUGGUGUCCAUCAAGAUGAUAAAAUGCUGUGAACAACUUUUUACGAGUUAUGACAAAGAUUGCGAUCAUUUGCAAUUUGAUGGAUCGCAAAAACAGUUGGAAGGAGCCAGUAAAGCUAAUUAUACACUCAUUUAUCCUAAUGCCUACCCGUAUAACCGCAAAGGUGAAUGUAACGUAGACAUAACCAUAUACAAAAAUCAAACGAAAAUAUCGAGAUAUAUACAAAUUAUACCAUUCGAUACAACUAAAAAAAUAGAAGAUAUUAUUUCGUUACAAACAAAUAUGCUAACUUUUGUAAGCAAUUACACAUUAUGCGAAUCUCCAGAUGAAGAUCCAUUAGAUUUAUGCGCGCCAGUAAAUUGCCACAUGAAAUAUCAAGGUUCCAGGAGUUUUUUCGACACUAUUAAACGACAAUGUGUAUCUAUUCCAAUAUGCAAUGGAAUAUCAAACAAGGAAAAUUCAUCAAACAUAGUGUAUGAUCCUUAUAGCAAUAAUUGCACAUCAUUAACCGAUAAGAUAUCAAUAACCGACAUUGAUUGUAUACUUAAUGAAACAGAAAACAAAAAAUGUAAAAAUAAAAAAACUAAUACCUUGUAUCAAUCUAACAUUCGAUGUCACCAUGGCAAGAUGGACGAAAUUAACAAGUCAUGUAACUGCAACAAUGGUUGGACCAGUACUCAAAAUUGGAAUUUUCCCAUUAUUUCCACAGUUCCUAUUCAUAUGUGUACUGUUCAAAUUCACACAGGAAACAUUGGCAAAAUUCUAAUUUUGAUAAAAAACCUUGAACCUAAAAAUAUCUUUUGGGCGAUAUUCUUAUCGUUAAUAUGGUAUUUUAUUAUUCAAUUAAUAAUCAUCUAUGUAGUCAUAAAGUUAUAA